Messenger RNA from Scophthalmus maximus (turbot), 1921 nucleotides. RefSeq lists its product as uncharacterized. The transcript is spliced from 4 exons. Bases 485 to 1729 code for a protein of 414 amino acids. Lineage: Eukaryota; Metazoa; Chordata; Actinopteri; Pleuronectiformes; Scophthalmidae. The record is from RefSeq and is a predicted model, not a curated record.
CUGACUGACAUGGAGUAACGUUGGACUGACUACCCGCCUGUGAUGCCCCCACCGAGGAGCAAAUCUCAAAGCGACAGCUAACGCUAGCUUAGUCCGCUAACUGUAGAGAGCACAUAAGAAACUACCGCUAGUCGCCUUGGCUAGUGUCGGUGGAGUUCCACUGAACCAAAGCCACGACGCCACAGAUUGAUUCGUAUUGCAGACUAUCAGACAACCACGGAGGCGUCGACUGUUGACCGGCGAUGGACGCGAAUACCGUGACUGUGAUGAAGGCACCGGAGCAACCACAGAUGCCAGAAAGCAGCCAGCUGAGCUGUACACUGGGGCCAAGAGGGAAGUGCCAGAGCAGCUGCCAAACAACCCCAAAGAGCAUAUUGAAUAUGAAAUUGGUUUAGGAUCAGACCCUUGCCACCAAUUAGAUGGAACAAACAACACAGUUACCCCAGGCUUUGUAAAAACUGGACCAAAAGAAGAUGAUGUGAACAUGUUCUCUACCGCUGACCUGUGUCACAUUCAAGUGGCAGAGUGCAGCCCGGACUCUUCAGCCACUGUCUCAGAUGAGGACAUGAAUCAGGAACAUGAGGGCGGUUCCUUAUUGGACUUGACUGCAACCACAGAACCCUCCCAGCUGUCCAGUAGUGAAGAAAGUGGAAGUGAAAGUCUGGAAACUCUGAAAUGUAAAGAUAUGCCUGAGACAACGAAAUGGAAGAAGCCACAGGACCUGCAGAAAACCGUGUUAGAAUUACCAAGGAUGAUGCCCCUCAAACCAUUAACUGCACCAACUGACUCCCAGUCUUUUUUGGCAAGGCUCACUGAAGCCUAUAAGGAUCUUCCAGAUGACCAGAAGCCUGUGAUAACCAAAAUGGGCCUCACAGCAGAUGUGGAAUUGGUGGACUGUGAUUUUGGUGAAGUCCCAAAAGGUUGCCCCCUGUCCUACCAAUGCCCUGUACCAUCACCUAAAGAUUACAAGACUUUGGAUGAUGCCCCCUCUCGACCACUUUUUCCAAUGUCCUUUUACAGACUGGAGCCAGUGUCGCGUCUUCCUAAUCUCAGUGCCCAGGAACAGGAACAUGUGACAGUGAGGCAGAUCACCUGGGACGCAGCACACAUUCUGGAGCUCUCCACACGUGAAUGCAAGGAGCCUGCAGAGGAGCUGUGCAAACUGCGCUUGACCAGCCAUUUCAAGGAGAUCUGCAAACUCAAACCAGGACAGGACCACGCGGAGCGCCUGAUAUCGAAAAUGCACAAUGGAUUCCCCAGGUGCAAGUCGGCGCUGAUUGAGAAGAACAUGAAGACCGAAGCACUGAGGGAAUACUGUCGGCAUCUAUGUUUGAACUGGUACCCCUGUGGUUUAGUUGUCCACCCAAAUGCUCCGUGGUUGGGGGCGCUGCCUGACGGGCUGGUGUACGACCCCAAUGAGAAUCCCACUUUUGGGCUGGUGCACGUGAAAUGUAUCGAGUACAGAAGUUUUGUCGACUGCAGUUUCCUGGUCUGCUGGGACGGAAUCUUGAAACUGAAUACGGGCCACCCGUACUACUGGCACAUCCAAGGGGAGAUGAUCGUGACGGGCACGUCGUGGUGUGAUCUGUUUGUCAUCUCCACAGACGACAUGCUCGUUCAGCGCAUCUACCGGGACAAAAUUCUCAUCAAGUACAUGAUGACUAAGUUACACAAUUUCUUUUUUUGUUACUACCUGCGGAGUCUGUUAUCCACUUGUGUCACAGCUUGAGUUUCUGUGGCGUCGUCACACUGCUGUUGAAACAUCUGCAUUUUGUUCCCCUCAGCUGGUUAGUGAAAGAUUUAAAACGAAAAAAGUAGUACAUUUUCUGACCACCGAUGUUCUACAAGCCUUAUCGAAUACAUAACUUUUGUUAUUGGUUCCAUCAAGUGUUUUAUUUGUCAUUAAAGUAUCUUUUCAUCA